AUGUCCUCUUCCAGUGGGAGUCCGUUCCCUUCGGACAAGGCCACGGAGCCGUACUGGCGCUCGACUACCCUACCCAUCGACACAUGCCGCAGCACCCCCGACCUUCCUCCUUGUGCCGAUAUUGUCAUCAUAGGUGCCGGCUAUUGCGGCGCCUCCAUCGCACACCACCUGCUCGCGGAGAUUGCGCGCCAGGGCAUCGCGGACCCCUCAAUUGUGAUCCUGGAGGCGCGUCAGGCGUGCUCGGGUGCCACGGGGCGCAACGGCGGCCAUCUCAAGCCGGACCCGUACCUGCGUGCGGCACAGGUGCUUGGCACGCAUGGCAAGAGCGUUGCCGAGCAUGUGGCCGUCUUUGAGGCACGGCAGGUCCAAGAGCUCAAGGAACUGGUGGAGGAGUGCGGCAUUGACUGCGACUUCGAGGAGACCAUGGUGACCGAUGUUUGCCUGGGUGACGAGAUCAGCGACAAGAUGGCACAGGCGCUGGAGCGAACAGUUGCCGCCGGCGUAUCAACCGCCCUAGCCGCCCAACACGAUGCUGGCCCUGAAGCUGAGCGGAUUUCUGGCGUGCGCGGCGCCAAAUCGUGCCUGAAGUACAAAGCCGCACGGCUGUGGCCAUACCGCCUGGUCUGCCACAUGCUGGAGGCCUGCGUCUCCCGCGGCGUCAACCUGCAGACGAUGACACCGGUCACAUCCGUGUCAACCUGCGACGACGGCGUUAGAUCGAUAGUCGCAACGCCGCGGGGCUCCAUCACGACCUCGAUCGUGAUCCACGCUACAAACGGCUAUAGCUCAGCACUCCUGCCCGAGCUACGGGACAAGGUCGUGCCGGUUCGCGGCAUCUGCGCACGGCUCACGGGCCCUGCACCGCACCCACCCAUCGCGGACAGCCACAUGCUGCGUAUCAAUGAUUCCGAGUACGACUACCUGCUGCCGCGACCGGACGGCAGCAUAAUCGUGGGUGGCGGACGGCGCGACUACUUCCACGAUCUCGCCAGCUGGUUCAACGUGUCUGAUGACGGGUCACUCAUCGAAGAGGCGUGCCACUACUUCGAUGGCUAUAUGCAGCGCCAUUUCAUCGGCUGGGAAGAUGCGGAUAUCCGUACGGACCAGAUAUGGACCGGCAUCAUGGGCUAUUCUAGCGAUGGCUUCCCCUACAUCGGCGCCGUGCCCGCCCGCCCCGGUACCUACGUCUGCGCUGGGUUUACGGGUCACGGAAUGCCCCAGAUAUUCAAUUCCGCCAAGUACAUCUCUCUGCUGGUCCUCAACGGCACAGUUGACGCGCAGCAUACCGUGCCCCUCCCCUACCAGAUCAACCCGGAGCGGUGGGACAGCACUCGGGAACACUCGUCACUGACUCUGUGGCGGUCCGUCAUGGUAUCGCGCGGCAGCAGAGAUUGA
Messenger RNA from Geosmithia morbida, 1395 nucleotides. Its product is annotated as Glycine/D-amino acid oxidase (deaminating). Gene Ontology annotation, cellular component: cytoplasm. The record is from RefSeq and is a predicted model, not a curated record. Lineage: Eukaryota; Fungi; Ascomycota; Sordariomycetes; Hypocreales; Bionectriaceae. Gene Ontology annotation, molecular function: oxidoreductase activity. The transcript is spliced from 3 exons. Bases 1 to 1395 code for a protein of 464 amino acids.